UGCAGUGGGCGAAAUACCCACAGAGGAUUUUUUGGAGAUAUUUUAUUUUAUUUCUCCAAUUCCCCCCGAAGAUCUCUUAAGAACUAUUAAAAAAACAAUAAGUAAUUAUAUUUGUUUAACCAAUCUGGCAGUAAUGUUUUAAUGUGAUUGUUAAUUAACAAUAGCAACUACGGUAUUAGGUAAUAUAAUCAUUGUGAAGACAAGGUUAAGGUCUAAGGUACAUAUAUAAAAAUCCCGACAUCUUUCAAUUGUAUUUUAAAACAUAAAAACCAUUAAACUUGAAACAUCAUGUACUUUAUAAUAUUAUUGAUGUGUUGUUCUGAUAUAAAUGGUGCCUUAAUUUCUUCUUCUACUGAAGUGAUACAAGAUACGAGUAGUGAUGAUAGCAUUUUUAGCAAAUUGUUGACAAAAAAUCGCAUAACAGAAGAUGAAGCUUCAGUAUAUACAGAUAAAGUACCUGAUUAUGGUUCAAUAUUAUCAAAUUAUGGUUCACAUUAUAUGGGGAAUCCGCAGUAUCUUAAAGACUUCAGAAAUGCCCGACAUGGAAACUACAAGAAUUCACCUAUAAUAACUCCUAAACAUGUAGGAGAUGAUUUACAUCAUUACAGUAAUGUAUUCUAUGAUGACGGUUCAUAUAAGCCUCAUUUAGUUAUUCAAAAAUACUAAAUUAGAUUCUUUCACACUUUUAAAAUACUAUUUUUGGUUUGUCAAUAUUCGGCAUUUUUAAAUUACUUUUCUUUAAUUACUUCGUAUAAAUUUUGAUUUGGAUAUAAUAACAAAUAUAAUUUAUAUAAUAAACAAAGUCAUUCAAUGAUAUCACAAAGAAUGCUGUGAAAAUAAUUAAACAAAACUAAGCUUUUAUGAAAGCUUGGCAUCAAACAUUUAAAUUAAGUUUUAAAAAAGCUUGACUUUAUGUUUACCACUCAAAAUAUUUUCUUCUUAUAAAGACAAAUUUAAUAAAAUUAAUAAUA
Messenger RNA from Sitophilus oryzae (rice weevil), 971 nucleotides. RefSeq lists its product as uncharacterized. Lineage: Eukaryota; Metazoa; Arthropoda; Insecta; Coleoptera; Curculionidae. The transcript has 2 exons. The record is from RefSeq and is a predicted model, not a curated record. Bases 289 to 666 code for a protein of 125 amino acids.